Molecule: messenger RNA, 1433 nt
Organism: Aspergillus ibericus CBS 121593
Lineage: Eukaryota; Fungi; Ascomycota; Eurotiomycetes; Eurotiales; Aspergillaceae
Product: NAD(P)/FAD-dependent oxidoreductase
Exons: 2
Coding region: 96-1382 (428 amino acids)
Biological process (GO): retrograde transport, endosome to Golgi
Cellular component (GO): cytoplasm; late endosome
Molecular function (GO): oxidoreductase activity
Source: RefSeq, a predicted model, not a curated record
CCGCUCUGUCCAUAUAAGUUCUGCAGCCCCCGGAUGGAUGUGCUCGGAUACAGCUUCCGUCUCAAGUCUUCUUUCUGAGAAUUAGCAUAUUUACAAUGUCAACCGUGAUUCUCGGAGGAGGUAUCAUCGGAUCCUCCAUUGCCUACUAUCUCUCCGAAAGCCAACCGGCAGACGAGAUCCAUGUUAUUGAAUCCUCAUCCAAACUUUUCUGCUCCGCCUCUGGUUAUGCCGCUGGAUUCAUAGCGAAGGAUUGGUUUGCGCCUUCGCUCGCGCCACUGGGAGAGCUCUCCUUCAAUCUACACGAGUCUCUCGCUGCUGAGCACGGAGGGGCGCAGAAAUGGGGAUAUAUGAAAGGCGUUGCGCUGAGCCUAGGCUCUAUAAACAACAAGGGUGGCGCUCGUGGCGACGAUUGGCUCCGUGCGGGCACCAGCCGCGCUGAGACGGCUGCAGGAACGACUCAGUACGACGACCCCGAGGUGCCAGAUUGGUUGACACAGCAGCAAGGCGCAGCGGUAGAGCAGAUUAGCGAUAAGGAUACGACUGGCCAAGUUGAUCCCCUGAGGCUGUGCAAUUUCCUGAUGGACGCUUGCACAUCACGCGGUGUUAAGAUACAUAAUCCCACCAAAGCUACGUCUGUCGUUAAAGACGAGAGCGGUGCUAUCACCGGCAUCAAGAUCAUCAACUUGGACACACAAGCCGAAUCCACGAUCCCUUGCACCAAUCUAGUGGUCUGCGCCGGACCCUGGACCCCCCAAGUUUUCCAGGACCUGUUUCCCUCGUCCAAAGUUUCUCUCCCUAUCUACUCGCUGGCCGGUUACUCCCUUGUUCUUCGCUCCCCUAGACACACCCCGGAGCAUGAGCAGAAAACAUACGGCGGCAACAGUCAUGCUGUCUUCACAACAUGGCCCCCAUCCUGCGGCUUCAGUCCUGAGAUCUUCUCUCGAGAAGGAAAUGAAAUCUACAUCGCGGGAUUAAACAGCAGGGAAAUCCCGCUCCCAGAACGAGCAGAUCUCUUCCACACGGCAGUGGAGCAGAAAGAGAUGGAUCGACUCAAGGCAGCGAGUGUUCGUCUGCUCGGUAAGCUUGCCGAGGGCAGUGAGAAGUCGACGGAUGAGAUCCCGAACAUCGACGACCUGGAGAUCACCCGUGAAGGGCUGUGUUUCCGUCCUGCUUCAGAGCGCGGCACACCUUUUGUUACGAGAGUCGAGGACAGCUUGUUGGGAGAUGGCGUGAGCGCAGCAGACAAGGGUGGCGUGUUUGUUGCCUCGGGCCAUGGCCCUUGGGGAAUCUCACUUUCGCUGGGAACUGGAAAGGUCCUGGCAGAUAUGGUUAGAAGAGUCCAGCCCGCAGUGGAUGUCAGUGGGCUGGGGUUGGAUGCAUAGCCUAUAGACAGUUAUCUACAGCGAUAUGUGAUUGAAACCAUGCAUUUAAUG